GAUCAAGACCAAUCGACUGAGCCGUGAUACAAUGGUCGUGCAUGGACUGUGGAUCAUCAAUAAGGCUGGAGGGCUGGUGUUUCAGCGAAACUAUGCAGAGGGUCUUUCCUCCUUGACGGCGAACGAAUAUCUUGUCCUGGCUGGAACGUUGCACGGAGUUCACGCCAUCACUUCCAAACUAUCACCCACGGGAAAAGGUUCCGGAGUGCAGGUUAUCGAGGGAGAAGAUUUCAAACUCAACAUCAUGUUGACACUGACCGGUACCAAGUUCGUGCUCAUCACGUCAUUACCCCACCCAAAUCCCGAGUCAACGCUCCAGAAAGUCUAUGAAGCUUAUUCCGAUGCAGUAAUGAAGAAUCCUUUCUACACGCUGGAGAUGCCCAUCAACGUGAACGGCUUCGAUGAAAGGAUCCGUACUAUCGUCGCCAGUACGGUGGGAUAAUGACGGACUAUAAAAGCCCACCGAUAAAUCGCAGUCGUCAUUGAUUCGAGGACGUCGUCUAGAAAGCUCAUCGGCGUUCGUCGAGCUGACGAGCCAAACGCUGCCACCGUACCGUCAUGACGGCCAGCGCUGCCAUCACCACACCAACACAUCCCCGCCUGUCUGGUAUAAGGCUUCACCGCCAUGGAUAGCUCGGCAGCAUCCAUCGCUAGGAGAAAUCGCUUAGCCGACCUUUCUAUGAAUCGCCGAAGAUCACGGACGGACACAUCAGAGAUCCCGACCCCGUCUCGAACGACAUUCACGUAUACCCAUUGUCCUUGCUCGACAGAACGGGCCUUGUACUUCAUACUCACUUGUACCGGAUACUAUCUAGAUACCAAAUCCCCACAUG
Molecule: messenger RNA, 833 nt
Organism: Filobasidium floriforme
Lineage: Eukaryota; Fungi; Basidiomycota; Tremellomycetes; Filobasidiales; Filobasidiaceae
Product: Sybindin-like protein
Exons: 4
Coding region: 32-442 (136 amino acids)
Biological process (GO): endoplasmic reticulum to Golgi vesicle-mediated transport
Cellular component (GO): TRAPP complex
Source: RefSeq, a predicted model, not a curated record